Molecule: messenger RNA, 1035 nt
Organism: Notothenia coriiceps (black rockcod)
Lineage: Eukaryota; Metazoa; Chordata; Actinopteri; Perciformes; Nototheniidae
Product: vomeronasal type-2 receptor 26-like
Exons: 2
Coding region: 1-1035 (344 amino acids)
Biological process (GO): G protein-coupled receptor signaling pathway
Cellular component (GO): plasma membrane
Molecular function (GO): G protein-coupled receptor activity
Source: RefSeq, a predicted model, not a curated record
AUGGUGUUUUUACAGAGGCCUGUGUCCGUCUGCAGUGAGAGUUGUCCAACAGGUUUCCGGCAGGCUGUGAUUAAAGGGAAACCCAUCUGCUGUUUCUCCUGCAUUGCCUGUGCUGCGGGAGAGAUCACCAAAUCCAACAAUUCUGCCGAGUGUUCGCCAUGCCCACUGGAGUACUGGUCAAAUGAAGAUCACAGCCAGUGUGUUCCAAAGGUGAUCGAGUUCCUAUCUUAUGGCGAAACCAUGGGCGCCCUGCUCACUGCUUUCUCGUUGUUUGGAGCGAUUUUAACACUGGUGGUGUUGUGUGUAUUCUUCCGGUUUCGUCACACACCUCUUGUCAAAGCCAGUAACUCUGAGCUGAGCUUUCUGCUGCUCUUCUCCUUGACUCUGUGUUUCCUGUGUUCCCUGACCUUCAUAGGUCAGCCCACAGUGGUGUCCUGCAUGCUGCGACACACAGCAUUCGGCAUCACCUUUGCCUUGUGCAUGUCUUGUAUCUUGGCUAAAACUAUAGCAGUGGUGAUGGCUUUUAAGGCUACAAGGCCGACUAACACACUUCCUCAGUGUUCUGCUGUGCUUCAGAGAACAAAUGUUCUCAGCUGUACUUUACUGCAGGUGUUGGUCUGUGUGCUGUGGUUAACCCUUGCCCCACCAUUCCCCUACACAAAUACAGCUCAUACCACUGAAAGGGUUAUUCUAGAGUGUAAUGUAGGUUCACCUAUAGGGUUCUGGGCUGUGUUGGGGUAUAUAGGACUCCUGGCUGUGAUGUGCUUAAUCCUUGCUUUUCUGGCUCGAAAGCUGCCUGAUCAUUUUAAUGAAGCUAAGUUCAUCACCUUCAGUAUGCUAAUAUUCUGUGCAGUAUGGGUCACUUUUAUUCCUGCAUAUGUUAGCUCUCCUGGGAAGUUCACUGUGGCUGUGGAGAUAUUUGCCAUUUUGGCCUCUAGCUUUGGAUUGCUCUUCUGUAUAUUUGCUCCAAAAUGUUAUAUUUUACUGUUAAGACCAGAGAGAAAUACUAAAAAACAAAUGAUGAGAAGAAACUAA